UAUGUAACAAGCUGGAUCAUUCUUCCUCUCGGAACUAUUAACGAGGCGUGACCACACGGGGAUUGAUUUGAUAUCACUGGUAACUAAGAGGUUAAAAUACCUGAGCAAAGUUAGCCAUCGUUGUGUGGACUACACCUUGGCAACUGCUAAAGGAAAAGUAGGCAGGAUCUUCCCCUUUCUGCAACCCCUCCUUCCAUCAUCCCCUCUGUAAUCUCAGUCCCCCUCUCUCACUCCCAGUGGCUGCUCCUUGCCCUGCGACUACACAACAGUACCUCCAGGACAUCAGGAUGUUUCAGUGGAAGAAGAAAUUAUACAAAGGCGUGUGCUUGACUUUCUUUUUAGCCAUCACAGUGACUGUCUUGCAGAGGGGUUCUCCUCCUGGUCUUUUCACUCAAGAUGAACAGAAGCGUUUGGAAUCCUCAGAGCUUUUGAGUGCACACAAAAGAGACACUCACCUCAGCAAUGAUGGCUUCUGGGCACCCAAGGCAGACAGACUCUUCACGGAGACACCUUAUAACACUGACCAGCCGUCAGAGUGGGAUAUAAUCUCCAUUAAUUGCACUGCCAACUCGAACCUCACCAAAUUAAGUUGGUUCACAACGUUGGAGCCUAACUUCCAGCAAUUCCUACUGUACAGGCACUGCCGCUAUUUCCCUAUGAUUAUAAAUAACCCACAAAAAUGUAGUGGGAGCAUUACACUUUUAAUAGUGGUUAAAUCAAUAAUUACUCAGCAUGAUCGCAGGGAAGUAAUUCGCAAAACGUGGGGCAAGGAGAAGGAGGUGGAUGGUAAAAAAAUAAAGACACUCUUUCUCUUGGGGACAGCAAUGAAAGAAGAUGAGCGAGCCAAUUACCAAAAACUUUUGGAGUAUGAGAAUAAGAUAUAUGGAGAUAUACUACAAUGGGACUUUCUAGAUUCCUUCUUUAAUCUGACUUUAAAAGAGGUCCACUUUCUAAAGUGGAUGAACAUUUACUGCCACAGUGUGCACUAUAUAUUUAAAGGGGACGAUGAUGUGUAUGUUAGUCCCAAUAACAUACUUGAAUACGUGGAAGGAAAUAGUUCCCCUGAUCUCUUCGCGGGCGAUGUCCUACAGAAAGCUCGACCCAUUCGUAAGAAAGAAAACAAGUACUACAUACCCACCUCUCUUUAUAACAAGAGUCACUAUCCUCCAUAUGCAGGAGGUGGAGGAUUUGUCAUGGCAGGUCCCUUGGUUCACAAAUUGUUCAAAGCAUCAGAGACUUUGGAGCUGUACCCAAUUGAUGAUGUUUUCUUAGGAAUGUGUUUGGAAGUGAUCCAUGUAAGUCCUAUCAUGCAUGAAGGAUUUAAAACCUUUGGGAUAGUCAAGAACAAAAAUAGCAAGAUGAACAAGGAGCCAUGCUUCUUCAAAAACAUGCUAGUGGUGCACAAACUCCUACCAGAUGAUCUUAUGAAUAUGUGGAAACUUGUCCAUAGUAAUUUGACCUGCUCACAGAAAGUUAACAUACUUUAGUUUUUUGUGACAAUGGACCUGGAGGGGUCUUGCCAAAUACACGUGGACUAUUCUUUUGUACUUUAUUUAAAAAUUUCUCCCUGGCAGGUUUAGGGAGUAUCUUUCAAUGAUUCCAAAUAAGUUAAUAUGGGGUGGACUAUGGUUUUAAGGAAUUUAUGUACAUCAAAGGACUUUAAAGACUCCUGACAAGACAAGGGUACGAGAAGGUACAAUACAAAUUGUUACUAUUAAAGAGCACCUGUUCUCAGUGCUGUGUUUCAACAGUUUUGUAUCUGGUUUUGCUCCAAUUUAAAAAACAUUUUUUUUAAUGACAAUGAAGAAUGGAGCCUUAUAUGAAUCAAGCAGAUGCCUAAAAAUUAAGCAGAUUCCUUAAUGUUUCAUGAGCCAGUGCUGAGCCUUUGCACUUUUCCUGUGAUCUGCUUACACACAAUGUUAGUGGAUUCCAUGAGUGUGUUACUUUAAGAUGUAAACAACCUGGAAAAAAUGUUUUUUUAUUAUUUGAUAGAGAACCUCUGACAGGUGGACUUGUACACCACCUAACUGCAUUGAAUCUUUCACUCAGACUUUAACCUUUUGGUGAUUUAUUUUGAAGCUGUUUUCUUGAAAAUUGUACCAAUUGCAUUAAUUUAUUAAAGUUCAUUUUAAAUUAAUAUAAUAAGUGAAAUAAAUCUUUGAAUUUGUGUGAAUGGGGAUUACAAUAUUUUAAUAUUUGAUCAACGUGUAAUCACUAAAAUUAACUUCACAUAUUCAUGUUACAGUCAAACCUUUAUAUUGUGUAUAUAAAUGUAUAUAUGUACUUUUAUACAUAUGAGUGAGCUGCUCAUGUCCGCUUACAACACAGUUGGAGGUUGAUUUCUGAGCUGGCUAAUGUCGAUUCUGUACAUAUUCCCAUGCACAGAAUUGCAUUCAUUGGCUAAGAGGGGUCAGCUGGCACCAGUGGAUGGACAGUGGGUUCAACUUCUGACCACUGUGGACCCAGGUAACUAGGUGGUCCCCACCGUGAUAUGGCUUGCCCCAUUAAUAAAAUAUGGGACCAGGGUACGACUGGCAUCAUAACCUCUACAGCAGGAUUUAACUUUUCUGAUUACUCCUUAUAAUCUAAUUGGUUGACUACCCUUAAAAAAACAUGUAAGGGGAACAGUUAUGCUUGUGUGAUUAUAAAGAUGCAAAAAUUAACCAAGCAGGAAUUUUUGGACAAUAUGAGAGGAUGUUUAUUUCAGAAUCUUCAGCAGUCAGGGCAAACAAACUGACCCUAGUCCACGAUAUACUAUUUUUAUCCUGAAUGGUCGAGAUCAGGAGUGUCCUUCCUCAGAAUUCAUUG
This is a messenger RNA of Pelobates fuscus (common spadefoot toad), 2808 nucleotides long. It is a transcript of the gene B3GNT7, whose product is annotated as UDP-GlcNAc:betaGal beta-1,3-N-acetylglucosaminyltransferase 7. Lineage: Eukaryota; Metazoa; Chordata; Amphibia; Anura; Pelobatidae. Bases 288 to 1487 code for a protein of 399 amino acids. Gene Ontology annotation, cellular component: Golgi membrane. The record is from RefSeq and is a predicted model, not a curated record. The transcript is spliced from 2 exons. Gene Ontology annotation, molecular function: hexosyltransferase activity; UDP-glycosyltransferase activity.